Caenorhabditis bovis is the source of this 672-nucleotide messenger RNA. NCBI's taxonomy places the organism in Eukaryota, Metazoa, Nematoda, Chromadorea, Rhabditida, Rhabditidae. The record is from the annotation of a GenBank genome assembly.
AUGUCGUACCGAAAAGUUGCACUUUUGGCGGUCGGAUCGUUCAAUCCACCGACAAUUGCGCAUUUAAGAAUGUUAGAGACAGCUCGCUCACAUCUCGAAUCGAAUAAUAUAGUAGUCCUUGAGGGAAUAAUGAGCCCAGUCGCAGAUUCAUAUAAUAACAAAUCAACGCUAAUAAAGGCUAAUCAUAGGUUCAAGAUGGUAGAAGCUGCAGUCAAGUCAUCGAAAUGGAUUAGAGCAGAUGAUUGGGAAUGCACGAGACCAACUUGGACACGAACAUUAGCAGUACUAACACAUCAUAAAGAGGAAUUGCAGAAGAAAUUCGGACCCGAAACCGGACUGAUGCUCGUCGUCGGCGGUGACGUCGUCGAUUCUUUUUCUAAGGUUCUUCCCGAUGGAUCAACACUUUGGAAUCCGUGUGAUAUUGUGAAAAUAAUAAUGGAUUUUGGACUUGUUAUGAUUGCAAGAGAAGGAUCAACGCCAUUGGAAACAGUUAAAAGCAUGAGGGAUAUUGCGCAAUACGCGAAAAAUAUAAUAAUGAUCAAGGAUGAAGUGUGUCCAUGCUCAGUAAGCUCAACUCGACUUCGUGCUGCAAUCGCCGUUGAUAAAUCAAUAAAAUACUCGACGCCUGACGAAGUCAUCGAGUAUAUUCGCGAGCAUUCGUUGUACAAAUGA